Dictyostelium purpureum is the source of this 726-nucleotide messenger RNA. RefSeq lists its product as uncharacterized. Gene Ontology annotation, cellular component: ESCRT II complex. The record is from RefSeq and is a predicted model, not a curated record. The coding region runs from base 1 to 726 and encodes 241 amino acids. The transcript has 3 exons. Gene Ontology annotation, biological process: protein transport to vacuole involved in ubiquitin-dependent protein catabolic process via the multivesicular body sorting pathway. NCBI's taxonomy places the organism in Eukaryota, Evosea, Eumycetozoa, Dictyosteliales, Dictyosteliaceae.
AUGAGAAGAGGUGUAGGUAUUCAAGCAGUUCAUAAUCAAACACAAACACAAAAACAAUUACAAAAUGUUAGUGACCAAAUUAGUACAGAGAAUAUAAAUAAAAUAAAAGAACAGUUGGUUAUAUUUAAAGAGAAUUUAGAGCAGUUUGCAAUAAAACAUAAAAAGGACAUUACCAAAAACCCAGAGUUUCGUAAAUACUUUCAAGAUAUGUGUAAUAUGAUUGGUGUUGAUCCAUUAGCAUCAAAUAAAGGAUUUUGGUCACAGGUUUUAGGUGUUGGUGAUUUUUAUUAUACAUUAGGUGUUCAGAUUAUAGAGAUAUGUUUAAAAUAUAGAGGUAGUAAUGGUGGAUUAAUGGAAAUGAAUAUUUUAGCAGACCAUUUACGUAAAUUAAGAGGUAAAAAUUCACAAGAGAUCAGUCUAGAUGAUAUUGAAACCUCAAUAUCAAAAUUAAAGGUUUUAGGUAAUGGUUUCAAUAUAAUUAAAGUUAAUAAAAAGAAAUUGGUUCAAUCUGUACCAUGCGAAUUAAAUAAAGAUCAUACCGAUAUCAUUAUUUUGGCCCAAGAAAACAACUCUUCAAUAACCGAAUCUCAAAUUUCACAAAAAUUAAAAUGGAAUAACCAUAGAAUUAAUAGUGUUUUGAACUUUUUAUUGCAAGAAUCAAUGGUUUGGAUUGAUGACCAAUCAACCGAAACAAUUUACUGGUUUCCUUCUUUGUGGUCCGAAUAA